Messenger RNA from Pseudogymnoascus destructans, 720 nucleotides. RefSeq lists its product as uncharacterized. Bases 1 to 720 code for a protein of 239 amino acids. The record is from RefSeq and is a predicted model, not a curated record. NCBI's taxonomy places the organism in Eukaryota, Fungi, Ascomycota, Leotiomycetes, Thelebolales, Thelebolaceae. The transcript has a single exon.
AUGCUGCGCACAGAACAUUCCCGUCUCUUCCUCCAACAGGAUCACCACCCCAUCGGCCUCCCGCCUCCAACACAGAAACAUACAUCAACCAUCCACUCCCCGCCAUCUAACCUUCCCGAAUUCCCCCAAGCUCCCAUUCUCCUUUCCAAAAAAAAAGGGGAACAAACCAUGCCCCCCCAAACAUCCUGCGCCCCCUGCACCCUCACCUUCCCAACCCGCCUCGCCCUCCGCUCUCACAUCCGCCGCUCUGAAUCGCACCCUGAGUGUGACCCCUGCCACCGCAGCUUCCUCAACGAUCAUGCCCUCGCCACACACCUCGCACAGAGCCGCUUUCACAACAACCCGGCUCCCCCAACCACAGCAGGCAGCGCGCGAAUGGGAAGACGUCCCAGGCACCGGAGACGGAGUGAUAGGGGGAAGGUGCACGCUGAGGAGGGCGGAGAAUGCUGCGAUGAGAAACUUACACCCUCCAGACGAGAGCUCCGCGUCCCCCAACACAAGAUUUUGAUAUGGGCGCGUUACCCCUUCCGACGAACACCGCGCCGCAUCCUUCCCCCCGGCCAUGUGCGCGCCCUCCCGCGCCCCGUAUCGGCAAAACGUCUUGUCUCGGCUGUUGUACGGAAGGGGCCGCGGUAUUUGUUGAUGCUGCUGGUGAUGCUGCUUGUUGUGGUGGGGGUGAGGGGGUAUUGUGAGAGGUUUGGGUGUGGGUAUGUGAAUUAG